AUGGAUUUUGAUCAAGAUCAAACAAUUGGGUCUAAGGAACUAACACAAAUCAUCAAAGGCAAGCGUACCAAGCGACAAAGACCAUCUUCGCCGCUAACGUUAGCCUUAACUUCUAGCUCAUCUAGCGGCGGAGAAAGUGGAGGUGAACGUGAAAGAAUCUACAACAACUCGUUAUCGUCUCCUAGCACCUCAGUUGAAUUCAAGGCAGGGAAUGGGGAGGAAGAAGACAUGGCCAAUUGUUUGAUUCUUUUGGCUCAAGGCAACCAAAACUGCAAAUUAUUGUCUAAGCCUAUGGCUAUUGCAGCAACAACUACUAAUACGUUUAUCGACAAGGAUGUGGGGUUAUAUGUUUACCAAUGCAAGACAUGUAACAGGCGUUUCCCUUCAUUUCAAGCGCUUGGUGGACAUAGAGCGAGUCACAAGAAACCAAAACCUGCCCAACCCGGUAAUAUUGACGCAGACAAGAAGGCGUUGACGACGGUACGAAUGGGCCAAGAGGAAAUUAAUCGAAAGAAUAUUGAUAUGAGCACAACCCUUUCGUUGCAGAUAGUAAAUGACAGGAUUCUGAGUAGUACUAAUGUGAAAUCUAAUAAGGUCCACGAGUGCUCUAUAUGCGGUGCUGAGUUUUCGUCUGGUCAGGCUUUAGGUGGUCAUAUGAGACGGCAUAGGGCUUUUGCCACCACUUCAACCACCACCACCACAACAACAACUAUGAAUUUGGGAAGCAGUCCUGAUCACGAGUCCCAAGAAUCCAAGAAACCAAGAAAUAGCCUCCAACUAGAUCUUAAUCUUCCGGCACCCGAAGAUGAUCUCCGAGAAUCCAAGUUCAACUUUGCAUCCAAGGAACAAGUUCUUGUCUUCACAGCUUCUCCCUUGGUUGAUUGCCAUUACUAA
Molecule: messenger RNA, 894 nt
Organism: Dovyalis caffra
Lineage: Eukaryota; Viridiplantae; Streptophyta; Magnoliopsida; Malpighiales; Salicaceae
Source: the annotation of a GenBank genome assembly